AUGUCUCCGCCCCGUCCGCUCGCUGCCUUUAAGUUGCUCUGUGCUGCCGCCUACCGCUUCAUUUCUCACUCGGUUCCGAGUGUCAGAGAGAGUUUGUGCAGAGUCGCCGACAUUAUGGAGACCGCAGCCGCUGAAGCGGCUCCUCCAGCCGCGACCGCCGCCCAAACCAAGGCUCCCAAGAAGAAGACGAAGGUGGGCGCCCGGAACAAGGCAGCCGGUCCCACGCUGGGGAAACAGAUCGACAAGAUCGUGGCAGGUUGUCCCGAUAAGAGGGGUAUGUCUGCGAUCGCCAUCAAGAAAGCUCUGGCCGCCAGCGGCGUCAAUGUAGCGAAGCGCAGCGCCCAGAUCAGGUUCAGCAUCAAGCGGAAAGUGAAAAAAGGCUCCCUGCUUCAGACCAGGGGCGUGGGCUUCUCCGACACCUUCAAGGCCGCUAAGGAGAAAAGUUCAUUGAAAUUGGCGAAUAAAGCAAAGAAACCAGCCGCCAAGAAAGUAGUGAAGAAGAAACCAGCAAUCAAAAAGACGGCGGCUAAAAAAUCUGUCGCCCGGAAAGUUGGGGCCAAGCAAUCUCCCAACAAGAAACAAGGGGCCAAGAAACCAGCGGCCAAGAAGGCGGGGCUGAAGAAAGCCAAGAACCCGAGGAAGGUUGCAGCCCCAAAGGCGAAGGUGGUCAAGAAAUCGGCAAAAAACAAACCGAAAGCAGCGAAACCCAAGAAGGCAGCGGGCAAAAAGAAGUGAAUUUAAAAGCGCAACUUGUGAAGACCUGAACCCAACGGCUCUUCUCAGAGCCACCCACAUCUCUCGGGAAAGAGCUGAUCCCGAAUCAUGAGAUUCCUGUCCCGAGAGCGGGCUCGGAUAUCAGGGGGAAAACACUUCCGUAAAACCCAGGAUCCCCGGUACCUCGCGGACAUU
Molecule: messenger RNA, 909 nt
Organism: Pristis pectinata (smalltooth sawfish)
Lineage: Eukaryota; Metazoa; Chordata; Chondrichthyes; Rhinopristiformes; Pristidae
Product: histone H1-like
Biological process (GO): nucleosome assembly
Cellular component (GO): nucleosome
Molecular function (GO): structural constituent of chromatin; DNA binding
Source: RefSeq, a predicted model, not a curated record